Molecule: messenger RNA, 597 nt
Organism: Serendipita indica DSM 11827
Lineage: Eukaryota; Fungi; Basidiomycota; Agaricomycetes; Sebacinales; Serendipitaceae
Source: the annotation of a GenBank genome assembly
AUGCGCCUCUACGAGCGAGAUCCCACUCUAGCGCUGCGAAAUGAGCUGGUCAAACGCGGAGGAGGCGAUGGAGGAACGCUGACGCUGUCUGUGGUCCAAAAGUACCCAACGACGCGUCCAUCGUCUGCAUAUAAUCAUGGAAAGCCAAAACCAACCGUUGGUGGCUCCUUUGGCGGCUUUCUCGGCUUGGUGAUUGGUCUCGGUUUAUUCGCCAUCAUCACGUCUACGGCCGCAUUUUUCCUCUACAGACGCUACAAGCGCAACAAAAACUAUCCUGGUGGCGCGUCAGGCGGUGGAUUUGGAUUCGGCAAGGGCAAGGGUCUGUUUGGGAAGAAAAAGAACAAAGGUUGGGUGCAAACACAUUCGUACACGGAAGACGACGACGAUGGUAUCCGGCUCGACCCUCAUCAGCAAGCGCGGGGUGGUAGACCGUAUGAGGAUCCGUUCAACGCAGAAUCGCAUGACGACCUACACCCACGACAAUCAUCGGCGCAGAUUGAUCAUGGGCCCGAGUACCACCCCGUCUCGACUCGUGGCGAGCGAGCCAAAUCGCCACCACCGUUUCAAGGCGGGACAAAGUUUAGAGAAAGCCUCUAA